GAUCUGAGACAAGGGCAUGUGCCCAUGGGGUGGGGGCCUGAGACCAGGGCCUGCACCCAUGGCAGGGAUCUGAGACCAGGAGCAUGUCCAUAUGGGGGAAUGUGAGACCAGAGCAUGUGCCCAUUGCGGGAGGUGUCUGAGACCAGGGCGUGUUCCCAUGGUAGGGAUCUGAGACCAGGGUGUGAGUCCAUGGGGGGGAUCUGAGACGAGGGUGUGUGCCCAUGGGGGUGGGGGUCUGAGACCAGGGCGUGUUCCCAUGAGGGGGGAGACCUGAGACCAGGUCAUGUGUCCAUGAUGCGGGAGGGGGAUCUGAGACCAGGGUGUAGGAUCCAGGUGCCCUGGGAUCUGGUCCCUAAUGACCUGUCUUCCUCUCCAGGCUGCUGGCUGGCCGGGCAGAUCGGGAUAUCGGGACCAUUCCUUUGGUCCAGACCCUCCAUCUCCGUCUGCCCCAGCGGGGUGAUCGCCCCGGGGGCAGUCGUCACCAUCCACUGUCAGUGUUGGUGUUGGGGCAGGAGGUUAUUUCUGGAUAAAGAUGGAAUCGAAAUCUGGGACCUGUCUGCCGAUGGGGACGAAUUCACCAUCCCCAGCGCCAGACGGGAACACGGGGGCAGCUACACCUGUCGUUAUAGCCACACAACGGGAUCAGCUGCCUACUCGGAGCCCAGCGACCCUGUGCAGAUCAUCGUAACCGAUCCCAGCUUACCCAGACCCUCCAUCUCUCUGAGCCCCACUGGGGUCACCGCCCCAGGGGCAGACGUCACCAUCCGGUGUCGGGGGCAGCCCCGGGACGUGAGGUUCUUCCUGCACAAGGCUGGAGACCUGAACCCGCCGCGACACAUGGACCCUGCUGGGGACGGGGCCGAGUUCCACAUCCCCACCGUGGGCCGGCAGCACGGAGGGAGCUACGGCUGCAGCUACCAGCCCCGGUCAGAGCCCUUCGUCUCCUCGCAGCCCAGCCACCCCGUGCAGCUGGUGGUAGCAGGACCAGCGUUGCUGACUUCGCACAUCAUCCCCGGGGUGAGCGCGGCAGCCGCUGUCCUCCUCCUCCUCCCCCUCCUCGUGGCCUUCGUCUGCUUCAGAAAAACCCGAGCCAGAAAAGGAGCCGCACCGAGACCCAGCAGCACCAGCCCUAUGGGGGCAUUAAAGACAUCGGCUCAGCAAGGCCCCGUCUACGCCUCUAUCAACAAGGGGAAAGAGCCGCAGACCCUGGAGCCCGACCCCGGCGCUGACGAAGUCACCUACGCCGAGCUGGACGGCCAGGCACUGCAGGCCAAGCGGGGGGCUCUGGCCCCAGCCCCCGAGCCCGCCCAGCCCAGCAUGUACGCCGCGAUCAACGUGAGCCAGGGGGCCCUGCAGUGUCGCUUGCUCCUCUGGGGCCCCAGCACCAUGGGCCCCUCUCCUGCCCUGCUCCUCGCUCUGGGUGUCAUCUGGACCCGCCUCCCAUUUGCUGCUGCUCAAUCCCCCUACUCCAAGCCCUCCAUCUCCCUCAGCCCCAGCGGGGAGAUCGCGCCGGGGACGGACGUCUCCAUCUCCUGCCACGGGCCCCGGCAGGGCAUGCGGUUCAAGAUGUACCGGGCGGGGGUCGCACGGUGGCACAUGGAGCCGGCCGGCUUGACAGCCGAAUUCCACAUCCCCAACGUCCGGCGGGAGGACGGGGGCACCUACACCUGCAGCUACGAGAGCCUGGGGGAGCCGCCCGUCAGCUCCCCCCGCAGCGACCCCGUGGAGCUGGUGGUAGCAGUGCACUUCUCCAAACCCUCCAUCUCCCUCAGCCCCAGCGGGGAGAUCGCGCCGGGGACGGACGUCUCCAUCUCCUGCCACGGGCCCCGGCUGGGCAUGCGGUUCAAGAUGUACCGGGCGGGGGUCGCACGGUGGCACACGGAGCCGGCCGGCUUGAGAGCCGAAUUCCACAUCCCCAACGUCCGGCGGGAGGACGGGGGCACCUACACCUGCAGCUACGAGAGCCUGGGGGAGCCGCCCGUCAGCUCCCCCCACAGCGACCCCGUGGAGCUGGUGGUAGCAGAUGCUGGUUCUGGCCCCACAGGGGGAUCCGACCUGACUCAGCCUGGAGUGGCGCCGGCUCCCACCCGCCCGGGUAGCACGCGGCCAGGGGCCCCCCCAAGUCAGGAUUAUACCCCGUUUGCCAUUGUCCGUCUGUCCCUGGCCGUCGGGGUCCUGCUGGCCCUGGUGCUGAUUCUGGCCGAAGCCGCGUACAGCUGGAAGAGGACCCCCCACCCGCUGACCCCCCCACGGCCCAGCAGGGAGCAGAGCCGGCAGCCCAAGGGACAGACGGAGACGCUUGUGUUGGACCUGCAGCCCCCCCAAAUUCCUGCCCGGUCACUGGGGACAGGGACAGCAGGACACACACACCAGGGGGGACGGGUGGGGGCUAUCGGACCCACGGGCCCAUCCAGCCUGGUAUCCACACCCCACUCCCCACCCCCACCCCCGCCCCUGCCCCCUCAGAUCAGAUCCAUGGGCCCAUCCACACUGCUCUUGCAAGCAGAGCAGAAAACCCCCUGA
Messenger RNA from Caretta caretta (loggerhead turtle), 2523 nucleotides. The record is from RefSeq and is a predicted model, not a curated record. Lineage: Eukaryota; Metazoa; Chordata; Testudines; Cheloniidae.